This is a messenger RNA of Penicillium diatomitis, 1488 nucleotides long. RefSeq names its product phosphatidylinositol N-acetylglucosaminyltransferase subunit A/GPI3. Gene Ontology annotation, biological process: GPI anchor biosynthetic process. The record is from RefSeq and is a predicted model, not a curated record. Gene Ontology annotation, cellular component: glycosylphosphatidylinositol-N-acetylglucosaminyltransferase (GPI-GnT) complex. The transcript has 5 exons. The coding region runs from base 1 to 1488 and encodes 495 amino acids. Lineage: Eukaryota; Fungi; Ascomycota; Eurotiomycetes; Eurotiales; Aspergillaceae. Gene Ontology annotation, molecular function: phosphatidylinositol N-acetylglucosaminyltransferase activity.
AUGCCGUAUAACAUUGCCAUGGUCAGUGACUUUUUUUCCCUCAAUCAGCCUUUGCUAAUUUGGAUUCAAGGUGGAAUCGAAAGUCACAUCUAUCAGCUAUCGUCGAAACUUAUCGACCGUGGGCAUAAAGUCAUCAUCAUCACACAUGCCUACAAAGACCGAACAGGAGUUCGCUAUUUGACCAAUGGCCUGAAGAUCUACCACGUUCCUUUCUUCGUCAUUUACCGAGAAACAACCUUUCCGACUGUGUUCUCAUUCUUCCCCAUCUUCCGCAACAUCGUCAUUCGCGAACAGAUUGAAAUUGUGCACGGCCAUGCCAGUCUCAGUAGCUUCUGUGGAGAAGCCAUCCUCCACGCGCGUACGAUGGGCCUACGAACAGUCUUUACCGAUCACUCACUAUUUGGCUUUGCGGAUGCUGCGUCAAUCUUGACAAAUAAGCUGCUCAAAUUUACUUUGAGUGAUGUGGACCAUGCGAUCUGUGUCAGCCAUACUUGUAAGGAGAACACUGUGCUUCGAGCAUCUUUGGACCCUCUCAUGGUCUCGGUGAUUCCAAACGCGGUAGUAGCUGAGAACUUUCGCCCAUUGUCAAACGAUUCUCGAGCAGCGGACCAGGGUGCCAUGUCCCCAAUCGAUCAACGGCCACAACCUGCACCAAUUGGCCCGGACGAUACCAUCACCAUUGUGGUCAUUUCACGGCUUUUUUACAACAAGGGAACCGACUUGCUCAUUGCCGCGAUACCUCGUAUCUUGGCAUUGAACCCUAACACGCGGUUCAUCAUUGCUGGUUCUGGACCUAAGGCUAUCGACUUGGAGCAAAUGCUGGAACGCAAUGUUCUGCAAGACAAGGUUGAGAUGCUGGGUUCGGUUCGUCAUGAAGAAGUUCGAGACGUCAUGGUGCGUGGACAUAUCUACCUGCAUCCCAGCUUGACAGAGGCGUUCGGCACGGUGAUUGUUGAAGCUGCCAGUUGCGGUCUCUAUGUGGUCUGUACGCGGGUCGGCGGCAUUCCUGAAGUGUUGCCGCAGCACAUGACCACCUUUGCCAAGCCCGAAGAAGACGAUCUUGUGGUUGCCACCAGCAAGGCUAUUGCUGCUUUACGUUCAAACAAGGUCCGAACCGAUCGUUUCCACGAUCAGGUGAAGAUGAUGUAUUCGUGGAGAGAUGUCGCUGAACGAACGGAGAGAGUCUAUAAGGGCAUUACCGGCGAUAUCAGCCCCGAGGAGUUCUAUGGUUACUACCCCGGUCAAGGCUGGGAGGUCAGCGGGGAUCGAGUGCGCAGUUUUGCCCUCAUUGAUCGACUGAAGCGAUAUUACGGCUGUGGUGUCUGGGCCGGCAAGCUGUUUUGCUUUUGUGUUGUCAUUGACUUUCUCAUCUACGUGUUUCUUGAGAUGUGGUUUCCGCGCGCCAAUAUCGAUAUUGCUCGCAGCUGGCCGAGAAAGCCCCCAGCGGACAAAUCCCACUCAUCAAACGGGGGGCGCAGGGAUCAAUGA